GUGCGUGCGUGUGUGUGUGCGUGUGCUUGCUCGAGAGGAAGGGCUCUUCACUGCAGGCACUGAGAUAAAGAAUUACGGACAGUGUGUGUGUGUGUGUGUGUGUGUGUGUGUGUGUGUGUGCGCGCUGGAGAGGUCGUAUAAGGUCGAGAGGGAGCUCUUUAAAUAGUCGACUCGUCGUUUCCCUGUGCUACAUGCGUGUGUUAAUUGAGAUUUAUCUGUUGAUCGGGGAAAUACAAAUCACAUUUUAUUUUAAAGUGUACUUACAUAUGAACAAAAUCACAGAAUAAACUGACAAAUAAUUGUGUGUAUAUCUCAGAUAAUGAAGUAAGGUUAGUGGUAUGAAUUAACACUGGGCGGUUAAGCAGCGGGGGGGCGUGUGGGGGGCGGUAUGAUUUCUCAGUGAUUCUCACGCUGGUGAAGGGGAAACAGUCAGUGCUUUAAUGUGUUUUUGGGUUUUUUUCCGUUUUAGUUAAAUAUUUGUCCUUUUUUUUUUUUGUUCUGACACGGACACUCGUACUAAUUUUUUAUGUCUCUUCACCGUACUUUAAUUCGCAGUAGAAUUUAAAUUUUUUGGUGUAAUCGUUUUGUUUUUCCAAUUAAUUUUCCUUCUUGUAUUUCUAGCUGUAAAAUUGUAAGUUGUUGGAUAUGUUUCCUUUUUCUUUUCUUUUUUUAUUUUUAUUUGCUUCUCUUUCUUGAUCUGUACUGUGACUGGGUAGACUGAGUGUAGAAAUGCUGCAGGAUGUAAUAAAAUCAGAUUGGGGUAAAAAAACUAUCGAUUUCUCCUUUUUUGUUUGUUUUCCAGCUCCUCCAGGGUCUCACGAUUUUUCAAUCGUUUAAAUUAACGCUGAAUCAAGGAAAGGCUGUAAUAUUCGGAGGAACUUGUCAUUUUUCAAAAUGAACGUAGAUUUGAGCUGAGAAGCGUCAUGUGACACGCGUUCAGCCAAAUCCCGCUCCGAUUAACAUGCGUCGAACACGAGUACAGCUAAAACAAUCCAACAUCUUUACCAACGAUCACUGCGAAAGACCGCGCAAAACUAUUUCACAAGCACAAACCUCCUGUACGGACAGUUUUUAUCGGUUGCGUCUGCGCUUGUGUAAAUCUUUUCAGCGGUUUGUUGUGCAGUAGGAUGGGUUGGUUCAUGAGAAGAAAAGAAUAUCUGACAGUUAAGUUGCAUAAAACAAGAAAGUGGAAGAACGAGCACCUUAAACUGUGUUAUUUGACCUGUACACUACAUCUAACACUGUUGCUAAGCAACGGUUUAAAUAAAUAAAUAAAUAAUAAUGGUUUAGUAAUAAAUAAACCUUCUGGCUGAAGGUUUGUGGGUGUGGCUUUGGCAGAAACAUUGCUAAAUAUUUUCUAAACCCAGUUUAAUAAGAUUAUUUAAAUGAGUACAUUAAAUAUUAAACUGACUAUAGCACAGCGUAUGAACAUUUUCAUCUGAUGUUCACCUUCGAGUCGUAUUUCAGUGAUCUAAUAAUGUUCUCAUUCCUUCCAGUUUCUCCAUCAGUGUGUUCCCCAGUGUCCUCAGAGCCACGCGCCGUGCUCUUACACAAACUAAAAGCACUUCAACAGCAGCCAUGGUGAAGAUCCGAACCCUAAACGAGCUUCCCCAACUCCGCGACUCGGAUUUUAACCAGCCGAGUCCUCGACACGGAGUCGAGCUCUUGUACUGGUUCGCACAUGUCAGCCAUGUCAACCAGCUCGACCCUACAAAUGGAGAUUUCGGGUUUCACAAGUUCCUCAACAGGAUUGAUGAUGAUGAGGACAAACUCCUGCCUGACCAGAACCUUCCAUAUUAUGAGGUGGGAAAUCUGAAUGAACCAGGAGCUGAUAAACUGCCCCACUACGUGAGACCACUCCACAAGCGCUAUUCCAAUGACGGUAACAAGGAUCGCAUCAUCGUGCGUCUGAAUCACGGCCGCAUCGACCGGGUGUACGUGACCGAACACGCGGAUCAGAAGAAUUUCAGCCACGGCCGCACCUACCGAGUCAGUCAGGGUCUUCUCAAUCAGAUCAGAGGGAUGGAGAGAGACGAGUUCCUGAAGAGAAUGCAGCAGAAGCAGCAGUAUCGGGUUAUUAAUCAGAGUAGCAAUAAUUACAGUUACGAUGGACAGAACAGUAGAAACACUAAUGACCAGCAGCGUGAUAACUCCGGGUCCUGGUGCACAAUUCUGUAAAUAAUAGUGAGUUCAAUUCUAUUCUAAUCUUUAAUGAGCACCAUACAGAAGAGAGUAUAGAGCUUAAUUCAGCAGCUGUAUGUCUACAGAAUCUCUCUCUCUCUCUCUCUCUCUCUCUCUCUCAUAUACACACACACACACACACACACACACACACACACACACACACACACACACACACACUCUGUAUUGUACUGAUGUGUAUUUGAUCAAAUUUACUCUCAUGGUUUUUAUUAAAAUGUUUCCAUUAGUUUAUUGACUUAUUGGUUAUAGUUGUAGUUUUUGUUCUUUGGAAUUGAAAUAAAUCUGUUCAUCCCGUUUCCUUUC
Molecule: messenger RNA, 2505 nt
Organism: Ictalurus furcatus (blue catfish)
Lineage: Eukaryota; Metazoa; Chordata; Actinopteri; Siluriformes; Ictaluridae
Exons: 2
Coding region: 1579-2178 (199 amino acids)
Source: RefSeq, a predicted model, not a curated record